Molecule: messenger RNA, 949 nt
Organism: Chiroxiphia lanceolata (lance-tailed manakin)
Lineage: Eukaryota; Metazoa; Chordata; Aves; Passeriformes; Pipridae
Product: U8 snoRNA-decapping enzyme-like
Exons: 4
Coding region: 206-949 (247 amino acids)
Biological process (GO): sno(s)RNA catabolic process; mRNA catabolic process
Cellular component (GO): nucleus
Molecular function (GO): phosphodiesterase decapping endonuclease activity; snoRNA binding
Source: RefSeq, a predicted model, not a curated record
GCCGCGGCUGCUGAGCCGGGACGAGGCGCUGGCGUUGGGCCGGGAGCGGGACCCGGACCCGGAGCGGGGCCCGAGCGGGGCCGGGGCGGCGGCGGCGGGGCCCGAACCGGGCACGGACACGGACAGGGGCUGGCGCCACGCCUGCCACGUGCUGCUGCACGCGCCGCUGCCCCCCGGGGCGCCGCCGCCCGGACACGCCGUGCUGAUGCAGCUGCGGUUCGACGGGCGGUUCGGGUUCCCGGGGGGGCUGGCGGAGCGCGGGGAGUCCCUGGAGGCGGCCGUGGAGCGGGAGCUGCGGGAGGAGCUGGGCCCGGGGGCGGCCGCGCUGCGGGUCCGGCCCGGAGACCACCGGGGGGCGAGGGCGUGGCCACGCGAAGGGGGCGUGGCCCCCGGUGAAGGGGCGGGGCUGGUGACGCACCUGUACGAGCGGCGGCUGCGAUUGGAGGAGCUGGAGAGGAUCGAGAGGGGCGGGGCCGGGGCGGCCGAACACGGGCUGGAGGUGCAGGGGCUGGUCCGGGUUCCCCUCGGGGGGGGGCUCGGGGCCUUCCUUCGGAACCGCUUCGCGGGGGACGCGCGGGAGCAGCUCCUGAGGGCCCUCCCGGCCCUCGGCAUUGACCCCCCCCCCGUCGCGGACCCCCCCCCCAUCGAGGACCCCCUGGAGCCCCCCCCGGGGCCGGGGCAGCCCCUCCCCCCAGCCGCGGGUGAGGAGGGGGGUGACCCCCCCCCCCGAGUGAGAACACUCCAAAAUCCACCCCCCGGGACCCGCAGGCGGGGGCUGGAGUUAAGGGGGGGAGCCUUUGUAACCCCAAUAAAUCUUUAUUAUAAUAUAUUUUUAGAUAUAAAAAGAAAACUUUACAAGUUUUUAACCCAAAAUGUACAAAAAUGGUCAGAAAAAGGUUGUGGGGAUGGGGGGGAUUUUGGGGGAGUUCAAGGCCUUCAAACACCCUGA